Messenger RNA from Eimeria maxima, 1206 nucleotides. RefSeq names its product DNA replication licensing factor, putative. Gene Ontology annotation, biological process: mitotic DNA replication initiation; double-strand break repair via break-induced replication. Gene Ontology annotation, cellular component: nucleus; MCM complex. The transcript has 8 exons. NCBI's taxonomy places the organism in Eukaryota, Apicomplexa, Conoidasida, Eucoccidiorida, Eimeriidae. The record is from RefSeq and is a predicted model, not a curated record. Gene Ontology annotation, molecular function: 3'-5' DNA helicase activity; ATP hydrolysis activity; ATP binding. Bases 1 to 1206 code for a protein of 401 amino acids.
AUGGGAUCGGGAUCGGGAUCGGGAUCGGCUGAUGACGACUCCCGUGCUACUGCAGGGCAACAUGUUAUUAGGGGAGAUAUUAAUGUAUUAUUAUUAGGUGAUCCAGGUCUAGGUAAAUCGCAAGCCCUACAGUAUGUAGCUCGUACAUUCCCUCGUAGUAUUCUUACAACAGGGAAAGGAGCAUCUGCUUGUGGUCUUACUGCAGGUGUUAGAAGAGAUGCAUAUACAGGUGAAUGGACCUUAGAAGGUGGUGCAUUAGUAUUAUCUGAUGAAGGAAUAUGUAUAAUAGAUGAAUUUGAUAAGAUGUCAAAUAAAGAUCGUGUAUCAAUUCAUGAGGCUAUGGAACAACAAACUAUUUCUAUUAGUAAAGCAGGAAUUAUUACUACUUUAUAUGCUAGAUGCUCUGUUAUUGCUGCUGCUAAUCCUAUUUUUGGUCGUUAUAUACCUUCUUAUACAUUUAGGGAGAACGUGAAUCUAUCGGAUCCAAUCUUAUCAAGAUUUGAUCUUGUUUGUGUAUUAAGAGAUAUACCUGAUGCUGAUGAGGAUUUUGCCUUAGCAUCUUAUGUAGUAACAAAUCAUCAACUACAUCAUCCAGCUGUCUCCGAACUGCAGCAGCAGCCAACAACUGUCUCCGAUCCGCAGCAGCAGCAGCAGCAGCAGCAGCAAAGGAUACAGCAACUAGAGGCACAAAUAAAAGCAACAGAAGCUCAUGAACCUAUUGAUCAAGAAUUACUACAAAAAUAUAUACUAUAUGCUAGACAUGUAGAGUCCCUUAUACGUAUAUCAGAGGCGAAUGCAAAAAUGCGACUGUCUCCUACAGUGUCUCCUCUUGAUGUUGAUUUUGCCAUCGCUGCAAUUUUAAAUUCUUUUAUUUCUUCGCAAACUUUUGCUGUACAACAAAAAUUAUCAAGAGAAUUUGCUAGGUAUACCGCAUUGGCUACAGGAGGAUGGGCAACACUUGCUGCGCUGCUCAGACGAUUGCUGCAGCAAAGGCUGCAGCGGGCUGCAUUGCUGCAGCAGCAACGGCAGCAACAGCAGCAGCAAACAGGCGGAGAAGCAGAUGCUGCUGAGCAGCUGCUGCAGCAGCAAGACAUCGAGAAAGCAAGAAAGGUCGACUUUACAGACUUCUUAAGAGAAGACAACUGCAAGCGUCUUGUCAGCAACAACUGGCGUAGAGAGACUCCAAGCCAAUCCACUGCAGCAUAA